AUGUCAGCCAAACACGACCCAUUUGUUCUCGAAUACGCCCGAUUCCACGGAAUCGCUCUUGACUAUACCGCAAUCAAUCCCAGCCAGCAAUUUGAUCACUCCCUCAAACUGCCACCAGAUGAUCCUCCCGUGCCCGAAGACAAGUUGACAUCGCUCGAUAAAUACCUCCUCACCGCACAAGAAUCUGUCGAGAAAGCCAUCCUCGGAGAGAAGCUCAAUGUGAGGAAAGAGGAUAUUCGGUUUCUCUCAGCAGUCAUUCGUGACGUGAGUACCCACGAAUUUGAACUCAACCUGGAAGAUCAUUUGGCGGCCUUUCAUCGUCUCAACAAGCUCAAGCUGGAAUCUCCCAUCUUCAGUCUAGAUUAUGAGACGCACUCGACACUUCCUCAAAGGCCGGUGCUCGACAAUCCUGAGGGAUUGGACCUGCCUCCUCUCGAAGAAGCUCCGGAGUAUCAAUCUGAGUCUUUGGUGAAGAAGGCAGAUGAGCUUAAUGAAGGGAUCAGUAAUGAGAAGCUCAACUGCAACAAGAAGGCUUUUAUGCUCAUACAAGAUGCAAUGAAGCUUGGAAAUGUGUCUUCGAAUCAUCUGGAUGAUAUACUGGCAUAUGCCAUCCGACCAAUAAACUCUGUCAGUUCGGAAUCUCCUGCUCUUGCCCCUUUGGGCGUGGACAAUCUAUCCUUCAAAUGUUCCUCGCCUGAGCAGGAGCUUCAGAUGCUACCCAGCCCUGCUUCGACGGAGAUCCUAGAAACGUUGAAGCCACAAAGCCAUCCGUCAAAAGAUACUGAUCUCAGCCACAGUCCUGAGGUCCUCGAUUGCGUACGCCGGAUUUCUAUGGGAGGUGCCGAUGGCAUGACGCAGAUAGAUCACCACCUAUCUGCAGCUGAAGGACGGCAAACCUGGGAAAACGCAACGACGGUAGGCCACGAGGAGCCUUGCGAAUUUACCAAGUUCGCAGGCGAAAGGCCAGGUGGCGAAGGAAACUCGCAAGGCAUACAACUCCAGACGGACAUAAAUAUACCGGGGCUUAGCAACCAUGAUAGCCCCUCCCAGGAUGAAGAACCAGCUUCACAUUCCGCCCAAUCAGCAGAACCUGAGGUGUUGAAAGAAGAACCUGAGUGGCUGGCGACUGAAGCUCCAGCCGGAGAGGUUAGGGCAGUGCUUCUACCGUCUGGACCUCCAUCAAUUUCACCGUCCGCAACAUGCUAUUCUUCUUCGCAUACAAAUGACGCAGCAUGUGAAGCGUCCCUUCAACAUUCUAACAAUGAUUCGGAAGAGUCAGACGCUCAUUAUUCAGCUCAAGUGUUACAUUCCUCCAGCACUCAGGGACAGGCCAACAAGAAAUCACUCAGCAACGUAUCUGUUGAAGCAGGCAUCGUAUCAACGGAUCAGAUAGUUCCAACACCAGCAGUUCCUGAUUCCCAGCUUAUCACAAAACAGGGUCAAUCCCCCAGUACGUCCCAGCAAAGGAAUAUGCGCGCUUUUAUGGUCAGCGAUAGUGGUUCGACUGCGACGAAUCGGACUCGGCUUCUGACGAAUACUUCUCUCACCGUGACCAACCAACCUUUACAGCAGAGGAAAAGGAAACGCCAGCUUAGCAACGAGCGUUUCGUCAAAGCCUCACAGUCUGAGCAGCAGCAACAGAAGCAGCCGGCGGUACCGUCAUUUACAACUCUUGGUUCCUUGACCGCGUUUAUGGAGACAAGAGGCCGAAACGAGAUGCGGCAUACGGUGACCCAAAGCCCAUACUUCCCAGGGAAAAAGUCAAUCGAUGACGCUUCCAAGCGACAAAGUGAUGCAGUGAGCACCGAGAAGCCCCGAAGCUGCCUAAAAGAGCCGGACAAAAGCGACAACAUCCCGGACAUAAUGCAGACAGGCACAGCACUUCCUCGCUCUCAGCAGCAGACAGGAGAACGGCCAAUCCUGUUCUUAUCAACCGCCCUUCUGAAGAGUCAUCUUCGGCUCGUACGCUGUCUUGAAGGAAUGGCAGGCCAGCCAGCAAUCGUAUAUAGAGACUAUAAUCGCGACAAUCCAGGUACUGACCCUAUGGGCAAGCAUACGACCUCUCGCAUGAACAACAAUCCCAGUCUUCAAAUCGAAGCAGAUAUCGUAAUUUCGCCGAGUACUGGUAUCGUACUGACAACAUCGCAGGCGACAACGCAACUAUAUCUGCCCGGCCACAGGUCCACUCACCCUGAGACGAACAUCGAAUGCAUCAACUCGCCACUCAGAGAACGCAUCUUCCUUCUCGCUCCUCGAUAUGAACGAAUCUACCUGUUCAUAUGCCAUAGUGCACCUUUUCCCAAGAAGUCGCAAGGCAAACAAUCGGGCCCAACAGCUGACAAGCGAGUCUUAACAUCCAUCGCUUCGUUGACUGCUUUCUGCAACUCGAUGUCCGCCUAUGCAACAAUCAGCCCAUUGCUAGUACCUUCCUGCCCCGAAACCGUGGCGGGCUGGGUCCUUUCGCUUGCGAGCAAGCACAUUGCUCGACUUCCUGGGAAUCCUACGCGGAUUCUGCCCAGCACAGGCUUCACACCGAUCAACUCGCCUCAGAAAACUCGAUUGAACGCGGAAAUGAUGAUGAGAACAACCGUCUGGGAGCUCUUCUUGCGCCAGGCUGGAUUGAACCCGUACGCUGCGCAAGCGAUUUUGGCAUUUCUCAGACGAGCAGACGAAGAAGAGCGGACUUAUAUAGGCUACACAUCCCCUAAGGCUGCCAGUUCUAGCUCUGUGGAGGACGGGGGUGGACAAGAUCUCGCUAGGUUUAUCGAGAUGGAGCCAGAUCGAAGAAGGGAGGUCUUCGGUGAGCUCAUAGGUGACAGGAUGAUGGGGCGCAUCAACCAUAUUCUAGACAAAGACUGGCAGUGCGACUGGGCCCUUAACUUUGACGCUGAUGUGGAACUAUGA
Molecule: messenger RNA, 2904 nt
Organism: Aspergillus novofumigatus IBT 16806
Lineage: Eukaryota; Fungi; Ascomycota; Eurotiomycetes; Eurotiales; Aspergillaceae
Exons: 2
Coding region: 1-2904 (967 amino acids)
Source: RefSeq, a predicted model, not a curated record